Molecule: messenger RNA, 2127 nt
Organism: Eutrema salsugineum
Lineage: Eukaryota; Viridiplantae; Streptophyta; Magnoliopsida; Brassicales; Brassicaceae
Product: PHD finger protein At2g01810
Exons: 3
Coding region: 1-2127 (708 amino acids)
Source: RefSeq, a predicted model, not a curated record
AUGGCAUUAACCGUAUACGACGCCUGCACGGAGAGGCAAAAACCCACCAAAAUCCUCAUUAUUAACGACUUUGCCACCCCUUCUUCCUCCUCUUCUCCUUUCUUAAACCUCUCCGCGACUUUCCGAGAUAACAUCAGAUUGUUUCUCCGUGACUACGCCGAGAAAGAAGAUUACACCGUCGAUGGCAACGCCGUCUCCUGUCUUUUCCUUGCCAGCGAAGCUACCGGCGUCGUUUUCCCUCUUUUCAUCAUCGAAGAACAAAUCUCCGACGAUUCAUCUUCUAAUCCUCUCUGCGAUUUCUGUAGAUGCGUUGGUUGGGGUCAUCAUUAUGUAUCAAAGAGAAGAUAUCAUUUGAUAAUCUCGAAGAGUAAUGAAUGGAAGAAGCCAUUAACGAAACGUAGCUUGAAGGUUACUUCUCAUUUGAUGCAUGGUGUGAUUCACUGUAAUGGCUUUGGUCACUUGCUCUGCAUCAACGGUGGUGAUCAUGUCUCUAAUAACUAUCUCUCUGGUGGUCAAAUCAUGGACUUUUGGGACCGUCUUUGCUCCACUCUUCACACAAGGAAGAUUUCAUUGGAAGAUAUAUCGAGGAAGGGAUCGAUGGAUCUGAGGCUGCUCCAUGGUGUUGCAUAUGGUCGACCAUGGUUUGGAAAAUGGGGUUAUAUCUUCUCUCAUGGAAGCUUUGGGGUCACAGAAGAACAAUAUACUCGAGCUAUUCAUAUUCUUAGCUCUAUAGAAGUUGACAAGAUAAUGGAAGAUUUCGCUGGAACAAAAAAAGAGAAAGUGAUGAAGAUUAUGAUCGGUUUUUACAGAGAAUCCAGCGAAACCCCGUUGGUCACUCUCUCUGAUUUGCUUCGGUUCAUGCUUGCUUUCAGUUCCAAAACUCCCGUUGAGAAAAAGACUGCAUUGGCACUAGUAGCAAUGUCUUUAGAUUCUGUUUCAAGUCCAAGUUUUGGAGACGAUGAGGACACUGAGGAAAGCCCUUUUUACUCAUCCCCUGAUCAGGAGUUAGAUAGUAACGAGAAUGAUUCUGCCGCAGACAAUGUCCUAAGUGAUGAUGAUAUUCCAAUCGCUGACAUAAAACCCCCUGUGUAUGACUCGUUUGAUGCUUUGGCCAAGGGAGAAUACUCAAGAUAUCCAGGAAGGAGGUUGAAUGAGGCAGCACAAGCGGUUCUCAAAGUAUUUGGAGAGCGAAAAAGCAUCAUUACUCGCCAAGAGCUUCGUGAUGCUGUUAGAAAUAGCAUUGGUGAUACAGGGUUGAUUGAUUUCUUGCUCAAACACAUUGACAAAGUUCUGAUAGGUGACCAAAUAGUUCAGAGGUUCACAAACCCGGAAUCACGGAUGUUACAGUUCUCCCUCCGGAAAAUCAAUGCCCGUGGUGGUCUAGAUCAAGAUGCGAAAAAGAGAAAGAAAACGAAACCGCGUGAUGCCAAUGAACGGACAUCUACCACUCCUGGACUGGAUCCGUAUGAAGACAUUUUCUAUCUGUAUAAGAAUCUCUUGUUAACUUAUCCAGAUUCAGACAUAUACAGCGAUGCCUCUGAGGAUAUCUUGAACUGCAAGAGCUUUGUGAAAGAAUGGCCUUUACCGUCUUACCAGGAACAGAACAGUUUGACAGUAAGCUGCCAGGUUUUGCCCAAUCAUCAAGAACUACUCAGAGACUUCACCAGGCAAUUACCUCCUGGAGAACUCGUGAUUGUUCCUAAAAACGCAACGAUCAGAGAGCUUAAAUCUGCGGCAGAGAAAGCUCUGAGGGAUACUUACUGCAUAAUGGAGAGAUUUGAAGUGUGGGAGAUCAAAAGCAAAGAACUUGAGAAGAUGGAUGAGACUUCUUGUCUGAAAACAGAAGGUGAUAAGAGUAAGACAGAGUUUCUGGUGACAGGGUUUGGUCUGGAUACAGGGACUGAGCUAAGGUACGAAGCUGGUUUCGAUGACUGGAUUGUUAACUGCAAAUGCGGAGCCAGAGAUGAUGACGGUGAAAGAAUGGUGGCUUGUGAUGCUUGCAAGGUUUGGCACCACACAAAGUGCAAUUCCAUAGAAGACGAUGAAGCUGUGCCUUCGGUGUUUCUCUGUAACAGGUGUUUUGGAGAUCGCAUGAGAUCCAAGAAACGCAGUCUCGCCGUUCGUUAA